AUGUCUGAAUCUAAGAUCAUCCUCAUCACAGGCGCUAACUCAGGCGUCGGUUAUGCAACAACCCAAGUCCUAGCUCAACACCCAAACCACCACAUAAUCAUGGCCUGCCGAGACCCGAAAAAGGGUGAAAAAGCCCUCUCUGAAAUUCAAAGCACCGGCAUAAAAGGCACUCUCUCCGUCCUCCACCUAGACAUCGAAGACGACACCUCAAUCGCCAAAGGCGUGGGCAAAGUAGCCCAAGACUACGGCCGAGUAGACGUAUUCAUGAGCAACGCCGGAACAGCCGCACCAGAAAGCAGCGGGCGCGAAAAGCUAACCAAGAUCUUCUCGACAAACGUCAUCGGCGCAAUGCUGGUCACGGAAGCCUUUCUCCCGCUCCUACUUAAAUCCUCCAAGCCUUGUAUCAUCCAGGUCUCCAGUGGCUUGGGCUCAUUGUCCAAGGCGACAGACCCCGGCUGUCCGCACUAUGCUGCGCCUUGGGAUGAGUAUCGUAUGAGUAAGGCUGCGCUCAAUAUGAUGACUGUUCAGAUGCAUAAGCGGCUGCAAGGCCAGGUGCGCGUCUUUGCAUUUUGUCCUGGGUUAGUUAGGUCUAACUUGAGGGGUGAAACUGAGGCUGCUGUUAGUGCGCAGGGUAGAGCCGGGGAUCCAUUGGAGUCUGGACUGGGUAUUUUGGGGAUUGUUACGGGAGAAAGGGAUGGGGACGUUGGCUGCUUUGUUCAUAAGGAUGGUUGUUGGAAGUGGUAG
Messenger RNA from Penicillium canescens, 744 nucleotides. RefSeq lists its product as uncharacterized. The transcript is spliced from 2 exons. The record is from RefSeq and is a predicted model, not a curated record. The coding region runs from base 1 to 744 and encodes 247 amino acids. NCBI's taxonomy places the organism in Eukaryota, Fungi, Ascomycota, Eurotiomycetes, Eurotiales, Aspergillaceae.